GGAGCGCUAGCUACCCCGAGCGGGAGGGAGCUUGCAGACUCCGGCUCAGAGCAGCUGUCUGGACACCUUGGGUUUUGGGGUGGGGAGCCCCGGCGACUGUGAACAUGGACUCCGCCGCGGGAGCCUGUCUCAGGAUGCUCUUUCUUUUGUCUGCCCAGCCCUGGAGUACAUUAGCAGCAGGGAAUACUUAUAGCGGUGACGCUCCUCUGGCGUCUGCCCUGGCCCGGGCUUCCUUCAGCAGCUCCUCAGAGCGGUCCAGCAGCCACGGCCCUGGCUUCGCAAGCCUUAAUCGCAGAGACGGAGCUGGUGGCUGGUCUCCCCUGGUGUCAAAUAAAUACCAGUGGCUGCAGAUUGACCUUGGAGAAAGAAUGGAGGUCACAGCUGUGGCCACCCAGGGAGGAUACGGGAGCUCCGACUGGGUGACCAGCUACCUCCUGAUGUUCAGCGAUGGCGGGAGGAACUGGAAGCAAUAUCGACGAGAGGAAAGCAUCUGGUUUUCAGGAUUUUGAUAUUCAAGGGUCCAGAAGAUGCAGUUUGGACUGGUUGACGAUCAAAACAUACAAGAAUAUUGAAAGCUACAGAGCCUGUGGUUCUACAAUCCCACCACCAUAUAUUUCUUCACAAGACCACGUCUGGAUCAGGUUCCAUUCCGAUGACAGUAUCUCUAGGAAGGGUUUCAGACUGGCAUACUUUUCAGGGAAAUCUGAGGAACCAAAGUGUGCUUGUGACCAGUUUCGUUGUGGUAAUGGAAAGUGUAUACCAGCAGCCUGGAAAUGCAAUAACAUGGAUGAAUGUGGAGAUAGUUCUGAUGAAGAGAUCUGUGCCAAAGAAGUGAAUCCUCCAACAUCGGCCGCUUCCCAACCCUGUGCUUACAACCAGUUCCAGUGUCUAUCUCGGUUUACCAAAGUUUACACUUGCCUCCCCGAAUCUUUAAAAUGUGAUGGGAACAUUGACUGCCUUGACCUUGGAGAUGAGAUAGACUGUGAUGUGCCAACUUGUGGUCAGUGGUUAAAAUAUUUUUAUGGUACUUUUAAUUCUCCCAAUUAUCCAGACUUUUAUCCUCCUGGAAGCAAUUGCACCUGGUUAAUAGACACUGGUGAUCAUCGCAAAGUCAUCUUACGCUUCACUGACUUUAAACUUGAUGGUACUGGUUAUGGUGAUUAUGUCAAAAUAUACGAUGGAUUAGAGGAGAAUCCACACCAGCUUUUGCGUGUGUUAACUGCUUUUGAUUCUCAUGCGCCUCUCACUGUCGUGUCUUCUUCUGGACAGAUAAGGGUACAUUUCUGUGCCGAUAAAGUCAACGCUGCCAGGGGAUUUAAUGCUACUUACCAAGUAGACGGCUUCUGUUUGCCAUGGGAAAUACCCUGCGGAGGGAACUGGGGGUGUUAUACGGCACAGCAGCGCUGUGAUGGGUAUUGGCAUUGCCCAAACGGAAGGGAUGAAAUCAAUUGUACCAUGUGCCAAAAGGAAGAGUUCCCAUGUUCCCGGAACGGCGUCUGUUACCCUCGUUCUGAUCGCUGCAACUACCAGAAUCAUUGCCCAAAUGGCUCCGAUGAAAAAAACUGCUUUUUUUGCCAGCCAGGAAAUUUUCAUUGUAAAAACAAUCGUUGUGUGUUUGAAAGCUGGGUGUGUGACUCUCAGGACGACUGUGGCGAUGGCAGCGACGAGGAGAAUUGCCCGGUAAUCGUGCCUACCCGAGUCAUAACUGCAGCCGUCAUAGGGAGCCUUAUCUGUGGCCUGUUACUGGUCAUUGCCUUGGGAUGUACUUGUAAGCUUUAUUCUCUGAGAAGGUUUGAACGAAGAUCAUUUGAAACACAGUUGUCCAGAGUGGAAGCAGAAUUGUUAAGAAGAGAAGCUCCUCCCUCUUAUGGACAAUUGAUUGCUCAGGGUUUAAUUCCACCAGUUGAAGAUUUUCCUGUUUGUCCACCUAAUCAGCCUUCUGUUUUGGAAAACCUGAGGCUAGCUGUACGGUCUCAGCUUGGAUUUACUUCAAUCAGACUUCCUAUGGCAGGCAGAUCCAGCAACAUCUGGAAUCGUAUUUUUAAUUUUGCAAGAUCACGCCAUUCAGGGUCAUUGGCUCUGGUCUCAGCAGAUGGGGAUGAGGUUGCCCCUAGUCAGAGUACCAACAGAGAACCUGAAAGAAAUCAUACUCACAGAAGUUUGUUUUCUGUGGAAUCUGACGACACAGACACAGAAAAUGAGAGAAGAGAUACGGUAGGAGCAUCUGGCGGGGUUGCAGCUCCUUUGCCUCAAAAAAUCCCUCCCACAACAGCGGUAGAAGCAACAGUGGGAGCAAGUGGAAGUUCCUCCACUCAGAAUACCCGAGGUGGUCACACAGAAACCGGACGGGAUGUGACAAGUGCGGAACCCCCAAGUGUGAGUCCGGCGCAUCACCAGCUCACGAGUGCGCUAAGUCGUAUGACUCAGGGGCUACGUUGGGUACGUUUUACAUUAGGGCGAUCAAGCUCCGUAAGUCAGAACCAGAGCCCUUUGAGACAACUUGAUAAUGGGGUAAAUGAAAGAGAAGAAGAUGAUGAUGUCGAAAUGCUGAUUCCAGUUUCUGAAGGAGCUUCAGACUUGGACGCGAAUGACUGUUCCAGACCUCUUCUUGAUCUUGCCUCCGAUCAAGGGCAAAGGUUCAGACAACCAUAUAGUGCAGCAGACCCUGGAGUAAGACCAAGUAAUCGCGAUGGCCCCUGUGAGCGCUGCGGUAUUGUCCACACUGCCCAGAUACCAGACUCUUGCUUAGAAGCAAUGCUGAAAAAUGAAACGAGUGAUGAUGAAGCUUUGUUACUUUGUUAGGUACAAGAAUCCCGUCAGGGAGAUUGGAUACAAGUUGGAGCAAUAUCCAUUCAUUGUUUUGGAACUUUACAAUUAAACUAGUUUUAAUUUAAAAAGAAAAAAGAUGCAGGGUGAUUUCUUACUAUCAUAUGUUAGCCUGCAUGGUUAAAUUAAACACCUGUAACUCUAUAAACUUUAGAGUUUACUAUUUUAGCAGCUAAAAAUGCAUUAUGUAUUCAGAUUGUUCAAUAAUGUUCUUCCAUUUGUUUCUAAUUGUUUUCAUCCUGGUACUGUAGUUCGCAGUAGAGAUAUGGCUGCAGAAACUCAUUUGACUGUCAGUUUCUAUCUAUCCUAUGUUAAAACAUUUCUUUGUUCAAAAUAAUACCUUCUUUUAAUUGAACCCUUUAUGCUUUUGCCAAUACAUCUUGUAACUUAAUAUACUAGAUGUUAAGGUUGUUAAUAUAAAAAGAGAAAAAGUCCUUAUUCUCACCUGUUUUUAUUUGUAUAACAUCUG
Balaenoptera ricei (Rice's whale) is the source of this 3295-nucleotide messenger RNA. RefSeq names its product low-density lipoprotein receptor-related protein 12-like. Gene Ontology annotation, cellular component: plasma membrane. Lineage: Eukaryota; Metazoa; Chordata; Mammalia; Artiodactyla; Balaenopteridae. The record is from RefSeq and is a predicted model, not a curated record. Gene Ontology annotation, molecular function: protein binding; low-density lipoprotein particle receptor activity.